AUGUCAUUCUCAGAUUUCUCUAAAGUUGAAUCUCUCAAGUCAUUGAACGAAUUCUUGGCUGACAAAUCAUACAUUGAUGGUACUGCUGCCACUCAAGCUGAUGUUACUGUCUACAAAGCUUUCCAAAAGGAAUUCCCACAAUUCACCAGAUGGUUCAACCACAUUGCUUCAUUCACUGAAGAAUUUGAAGACUUGCCAGCCGGUAAAGCCCCAGCUGCUUCUGCUGCUGCUGCUGAAGAAGAAGAUGACGAAGAUGUCGACUUGUUCGGUUCUGAUGAUGAAGUUGAUGAAGAAGCUGAAAAAUUGAAGCAACAAAGAUUAGCUGAAUACGCUGCCAAGAAAGCUGCUAAAGGUCCAAAACCAGCUGCUAAAUCUAUUGUCACCUUGGAUGUCAAACCAUGGGAUGAUGAAACUGAUUUGGACGAAUUAUUGGCCAACGUUAAAGCCGUCGAAAUGGAAGGUUUGACUUGGGGUGCUCACCAAUGGAUCCCAGUUGGUUUCGGUAUCAAAAAAUUACAAAUCAACUUGGUUGUUGAAGAUGCUUUAGUCUCCUUGGAUGAAUUGCAAGCUGCUAUUGAAGAAGAUGAAGACCAUGUCCAAUCUACUGAUAUUGCUGCUAUGCAAAAAUUGUAA
This is a messenger RNA of Candida dubliniensis CD36, 633 nucleotides long. RefSeq names its product translation elongation factor 1 subunit beta (gene EFB1). Gene Ontology annotation, biological process: translational elongation. Bases 1 to 633 code for a protein of 210 amino acids. Gene Ontology annotation, cellular component: cytosol; eukaryotic translation elongation factor 1 complex. The transcript has 2 exons. The record is from RefSeq and is a predicted model, not a curated record. Gene Ontology annotation, molecular function: guanyl-nucleotide exchange factor activity; translation elongation factor activity. NCBI's taxonomy places the organism in Eukaryota, Fungi, Ascomycota, Pichiomycetes, Serinales, Debaryomycetaceae.